AUGAAUAUAAACAAGAUACUCUGUGAUUUAGGUGCAAGUGUGAGUCUGAUACCUCUAUUAAUAUGUCAAAAGCUGGAUGUAGGAGAGCUCAAACCCACAACAAUUUCACUGCAGUUAGCUAAUCGGUCUGUUAAGUACCUGAUUGGCAUCCUAGAAAACAUUCCCAUCAAGGUAGAAAAAUUCUUCAUUCCUGUUGAUUUUGUUGUCCUGGAGAUGGAAAAGGAUGUAGGAGAUGAAGAAGUGGAAUUCAACCUAUUCAGAGCAAUGAAGCAUGAACUUGAACCUGAUGAAUGCUUAAGGGUUGACAUAAUUGAUAAGCUAGUUGCAGAGGAAUUUCACAAAAGACGUCCUGAAGAUCCUCCUGAAGUAUAUGUAGUGCAUGACCACACAGCAGAUAAUGAAAACACAGAAAUUGCAGUUUAUGCACAAUCUUUAGAAGCUAGCCCAUCCCUACCCUUAGCUCAAGCCUUUCAAGUGGAAGAGCUAAAGGAGGAAUAG
Hevea brasiliensis (rubber tree) is the source of this 498-nucleotide messenger RNA. RefSeq lists its product as uncharacterized. The transcript is spliced from 2 exons. The record is from RefSeq and is a predicted model, not a curated record. Bases 1 to 498 code for a protein of 165 amino acids. Lineage: Eukaryota; Viridiplantae; Streptophyta; Magnoliopsida; Malpighiales; Euphorbiaceae.